UAUGUCGGUAGCUAAGGAUGAAGAUCCUGAGACUUUGGCCCUACCACUACAUGCUGUCACUCCCGUAAUUCCAGCUCCAUCUCUGCCAGAUGUGCAAAUUUCAACAGCCCCUGUUCAAUUGCUGACUCCACUCCCAUCAACAGAAGGAAGUAGCUCAACAAUCUCCAUCACUGAAACAGAGACCGCUGACCGAAACAUCUCUGAAGGAGAGAUCCUCAUAAACUAUGGGCAAAUGGCCGCAGCAAAAGCAUUAAUCGAAGAAGGUAUCUACUUUCCAAACUUCAAUGUUAGUCUGUCUAGUACACUCCAGGAUGCUCAAGAAAUGGAUGAAGAUCCUCCCAGUGAGGGACAAGUAAUCUCAAAGACACGUAAGGGAUUGCAAAAAUACUCACUUGGCACAAUGUUAGCACAAGUCAGUCAAGGCCCAUAUGCCCCACAAGAAGUACAUCAUCCUGAGGACUCUGAUGACGAUAGUAGUGCAGGGCAAGUCAGUGAAGGCCAGAUGCCCAGAUUUACUGGAGCAGCAGAAAGCAUCAUGACUGGACAGUCACAAUACAGAAGUUCUCGAUCAAUGAAUAGAGGCUCAAGCUUAACACGAAGAGGACGUUCACCAUCACCAGGACAGUUUGAUAUUCAAAAAGAGGGAAAUGGAUGGGAGCUUGAUGCCAGCUAUGGACCUAUGACCUUGGCAGAUCUCGAAACAUGUCCAAUCGCGGCGCUUCCCAACAGUCAAGCGCUCCAGAAGACCCCAAAAGCAAGAGAUAAGGGACAGGAUGAUGACAUACCAGCGAUGGAGCAAAAACCAGCAACUGCACGAGUGAUAAAAGUUGAAAGUAGAACUCCAGAUGCCACACAACAAAGUAAUGCUUAAGAAGACAGAAUAAGCAUUUGCUGAUCUUGCCACCAUGAACUGCUCCAUUUGGCAGCCCACAAAAUAUCUUCAACUCACGAAGAUAUUAGAGAUUGAAUGUGUACCUAGGCUGUGAGUGCCAUAGCUGGAGUAUGGAGCUACUCCCAGGAUGAAUUAAUAACAAGACAUGCAUUACUACCUCCUACUUCUGUGCUAUCAAUAAAAUAUGACCUCUAUGAGCAAUUUAAAUUAUCAGCAGAACAACAGUGAAUUGCAACCUUAAAGUACAAGUUGAAACUAUAAAGGAAAAUCUACCCGUCUAACAUUCCCAGCAGGGAGCCUCAAAUGAAGGGAAUCUGGAUCUGGAAGGAAGGGCUAUACUGAUGUGAUCUUAUCUACAACUUAUUCUCAGUGUCAGUAGAAUUCUCACUAGGAGCACAACAAUCAGAAAAUUUAUUUUAUGUCAACAAACACAACAGUGUAAACACAGCUCUUCGGAGGGACACUUCAGUUUAAAGACAUCAAACUGCAACCGUACAGAUUGUCGUCUUAAUCAUGACAGUAUCUACACUUCAAAAAUACUUCAUUAUAUAUAAAGCAUUUUGAGACAUCCUGAGUUAAUGAAAGGUGCUAUGUAAAUGCAAGUCUUUCUCUUCUUGACCUUGCAUCUGCAACAAAAACAAAAUACAAUGACAACAAAAAUCCUUUACAUCUUAAUAAAGUGGCUGAUGUUACAAGGUAUUUGAAAGGAGAAGCUUGAGAAGGGUGUUGGAGAAGUAUCUUUUGUUAGCACGUUCCACAUCUUUACACUCUUUCAAAGCAAAUCUGUAAUAAAUCAUCUAAAUCUCAUGGACCAAAUGAAAAUGGUUUGAGUCAGCAGAAUGCUUUGAUGUUUCCCCGGAUCUGUGGAGAACAGCAAUAAUAUUGCAUACAAUGAAGUGCAAUAUCUUUUUACCUGAUAACAGAUACAUUUGCUGCGAGAGGUUAUUGUGGAUAGUCAUGUGCUCUGCAGACUGGAUGCUUUCUUUUCCUGAAAAAGUGAAAAGCACUCAAGAA
Rhincodon typus (whale shark) is the source of this 1906-nucleotide messenger RNA. RefSeq names its product KIAA0586 ortholog. Bases 2 to 871 code for a protein of 289 amino acids. Gene Ontology annotation, cellular component: centriole; ciliary basal body. Lineage: Eukaryota; Metazoa; Chordata; Chondrichthyes; Orectolobiformes; Rhincodontidae. Gene Ontology annotation, biological process: smoothened signaling pathway. The transcript has 7 exons. The record is from RefSeq and is a predicted model, not a curated record.